Molecule: messenger RNA, 4791 nt
Organism: Notodromas monacha
Lineage: Eukaryota; Metazoa; Arthropoda; Ostracoda; Podocopida; Cyprididae
Source: the annotation of a GenBank genome assembly
AUGGAUGACUUCGAUAUAUACGAGAAUAUUAUAACGCCCGGUGAAAAUGAAUCGCAGCUCAUUGCUCGAGAGCAGUUCGAGCAAGUGUGUGCGGAGAGGGAUUUAGCCAAGCAAGAAACCGAGAAAUGGAAGCAAGAAUGCGAAAAUUUUUCCAGAAACAUCAAGUCUCUGCUGACGACUGCGAGAGAAGAAUCCCGGCGAAAAGAUGCCUUACUUCGUGACCUUCAGAAUAAAUACGAUACGCUCUUGUUCCGUCGUGGAUUUGGACCUCCCAGCCUACAUACUGAAGUGCGUCGAAACUGCGAGCCUGGAAGUAGUACGCAAAGUCAUGCUGAGGUCAAAAGGCAGUAUGCAGACACGAGAAGAGAAACGGUCAACGAAUUUGACGCAGUCAAAAUUUCGCACCGUCCUUCAUUGCCUUCAUUGCCAGAGAAACAAUCUUCCGUGGAUAUUAUUAAGCAGGAAGAAAAGGAAACGAGCGAAUCUCCAGAAAACCACGUAUUGACAACAGAAGGGUCUCCGUGUACAAAAAAUGUGACCCCGAACCGUGAACGGAAACCGAAAGUAUCUACCGCGGACCGAUUGUCAAGCAGCGUUUGUAAAAAUGAACUCACUCCGACAAUGCUUCGAGAAACGAGUGUCAGGUCAAACGAGAUUCAAAAUGCGGCUACUCCAACCUGUAAGAAGAAGGAGGAUACGAUUGUAAAUGCGAUAACUCCUCGCGAUCUCACUAGAACCGUGUAUGAAAACGCAUCUCCUGUGAAUCCUCCGUGCUCCUCUUCUGCACUGAGGAAUCAAGCCAUCCUCGAAAAGUUAAAUUCUGCCUCCAAGCGUAUGGUGAACGUUCGGAAAGAACGCGCCGAACUCAAUACGAGUACGUCGUUCCCUCUCGAUGAAAUUCUUUCUAACCAAGAAAAGCUCAUUUCUACGAGCUCUUCCAAACGCAAAAGCGCAAUAACACAGAACGAUUCAUGGGAUACAGUGGACAAUGUCGGCAAUCUUGGAACUGCCUUGGAGAUUGAAAUGAGUGAGGGUGAAAUCGAGCGUGAAUCGUGCGAUUCAUCACCAGAAAUACCCAAAAAAUGCAGAAUGACUACGGAUUCCCACAAGCGGUUGAGGAGUACCCGUGAAGACCGCCGUGCAAAUUUUCAGCUUCGAGAUGCGAGGGAAACCAGCCCCAACGAUGAGAGAUUGGAGAAAAAUAAAAGUUUUCUGAAUGAUCGUUCCAAACCUGUAUUCGGUCAUCCAAGAAAUCGACAUUUCAAGGAUAAUAAGGAUCCUUACCGGAAAAUUGAUUGCAGGAGACAAAGUCGCAAUCAGUAUCGUCCGAAUGUGCUUCACGAAGAGUUUCGUCAUCCUUCGUCCGAUCAAUCGGAGCUGCCGAGCGUGCAUGCGCGAAAAAGUCGAGCAGCGAAGCAAGAAAAUCAUUCGAAGAUGCCGCAAACCGAAUCUCGACCACAAUUAAAGAUUUCCCAUCAGCAUGCCCUACGAAGCCGAGAAAAAAAACCAAACAAUGAUUUGAAAAUUUCGCCCCGUAUUCAAGCUUCGAAAUGCGAGCAUGAGACAGAACAAACUUCGGGUAUGAAGAGCGAGAUAAAAAAAUCCCCGAAAAAGCGACGACGACAAGAACCCCGGUCUCGAGGAGUUGCUAGGCGUUCCCGGUCCAAAGUCCAGAAUGUAACCGGGGAAUUUUCAGACACAGACAGCCUUUUUGAAGUUCAUCCUUCGUUGCUCGAGCCGCCGUCCCCGUUCCCGCUUGAUAAACGCGCUUCAUUGCCGGAAGCCUCCUGCAGCAUCGGAAGUCGUCGUUCAGUGUCUCCCGAAGCUUGUCCAAUUCCUGACGUUAAUGAAGUAAAAUUGAGUACGCGGAAAUCUGCUGAUGCGAAGUCGUGUUCACUAAGUUCACCUGUGCAGGACGAGUUUGCUGCUCGUGAAAAUAUUCCGCCCAAAUCAGAUGUAUCGAAUUCUUCGCUUCGAACCUCAUUUGAAGGUUCUCUUCAGGCUAAUGCCGCAACAGGAAUCGAGAAGUCCGUUUCUGAUACCGAAAAGCGCGUGUCUGUGCAAGAUUCCGUUCGACAAACUCUUGCACCUGUCGUGAAUGAUUCUAAACUUACUGAAAAUUCCAUAUGCGCGAUUUCGUCUGAAGAGUCUGGGAAAGAUCUCUCCGAAAGGGCUUUUAAAAAAGGUCGUGGUGGUCUUGAGAACGUCAGUGAAAGAGGACGGGUUCCGGUCAUUCGCCCUGAACCUUUCGGAAGUGAUCGACAACUUCUGGAUACUCAAGAUAAAACUUCCGAAGUGAGAGUACACGUUCGAGAAAGUAUCCCUGAAAUUAGUUUAGGCGUUUCUCAGAAGGUUGCUAAAUUGUCAGCGAAUGUUGAGGAUCCCCGGCAAGAUAUCCUGAACACUACAUCUCACGUUGACAAAAACGAUUCGUCGAGUAGUUUACGUACUCUCCGCGUGGUUAAAAACGGCGAAGAUGCUUCUUUCGCGUUUUCGGCGGAAGUUGAGGUGGGAAAACGGAAGAGCAGCGAACGAACAAUUACAGGAUCUAAGCGAAAGGAAACGACAUCUGCCGCGCAGAAGGACGGGAACGUUUCAUGUGCCAAAAAUUUGUUCUGUUCUUCUACGACAACGAAGGACAUUUUGAACAAGUCUAGCGGCUCAAAGUCGACGGAGAGACAUAAGUCUUCCGACCUGAAUUCUGGUGAGGUUGGAAUUGGUAUCACAGCCAUGACGAUGGGAGACUCUGCUCCGAUUUCUGCGCCAGUCCGCGUUGAUAUCAACAAAGCCGUGGAUAGGAGCACAGAGAAACCGCAAGAAGGAUUGUCCGGAAGUCGGCGAUCCCGGAAACGGUCACGCAGAAGUUUAAAUCUUUCUUCUUCUGCAGUGAUGGUUAUCGGCAUUUCUAGCGACGAACCUUUGGUUUCCUCCCUAAUUUACCUUCAGUUUUCCAUUCUGAUGUGCUUUUAUUUUCUGGAAGUGCAGGUACUGCAUGUGAGAAUGAAAACGCGAAUCUCAGUGUCCGCAUUGCUUCUAUUCUUGGUCGUUCGAAAAACUGCGGCAGCAACGCUGUUCAUGUCUUCGAACUCUCCAACUGUGAAAGGUUCACAAUGCGGAUUUUCUGCGAAGAUCGAUGAUCCGAAGCAUUCCGAUGGACAAGCAUACACUUACAGUUGGUCCGAUGAUUAUCGUGAAAGUCACAGUUUGGUUGAAACGAAAACCGAUUUGUCAUCGUCGGUGACUUUCGAUUAUCAGAAACCGGGCGUCUACAAAAUGUUUCUGAAGGUGACGACGACGACUUUCAAAAUUUUCCCCGUCGAAAUUGCCAGUGGAAGCAUCGAAUUUCAAGUAACUGAGUAUCUGAAUGGUCGUGUGGUGGCAAUUCAAAAUGGCACGGAGCUGACGAAGGAUUCUGUGUCAAACUUGUAUCUCGGGUCAAGCAAAGUGCCGACAACUUUCGUUGUGCAGCUGCACGAUCCGUACGACUUGAUUGGGAAAGCCAGUAUGACAUCCUUUCUUUGGGAUGUGAAUGACGUCGUGCAAAACACGACCGUCAAUGGAAACUAUACUCAAAAUUUGACGUCUAUCGGGCAAGUGAAAUUGAGAGUGACUGUAACGGCGUAUUUCAACCAGCCCACAACUACGACAUCUACAACCACUUCUACAACGACCAUCGCAACAACAACUGCUCCAACAACUACCACACCUAAAACCGAUACCAAUGCAACUACUGUCCCUCCAAAAAAUUUCACAUCAGCUUUGGCAGCGAGAAGCAAACGCGGGAUUUUGCAGUCCGUCGAAUCCUUGCUGGUACCAUCGAAACAACGCGCAGAAUUUGACGACAGCAGGCCAUUUUUUCUUCAAGGAGUUUUCGAAACGGAUGUGGAUAUCUCUGAUCCGAUUGAUGCCCUCAACAUCACUGGAAAUACCUGGUUGCCGAGAGGUACUUUGCUAAGAUUGAAUGUGUCGUGCGCGGGUACGGGACCAUGGAAACGAUGCUGGUUGCCGAAAACAGGCAGCUACAACGUGACAAACAAGGAAACCUGUUUGAUGCCCGUAACACAGUACGUGUGCGACUUUGGCGUUGUGCAUUACUUUCCCACGCAUGGGGUUUAUACGAUGGUGCUUGUAAUGGAGAAUUCUGUGAGCAAGAUAGUCAAGGCUAUUGCCGUCAACGUCUAUGAUGUUGCGAGUGAGCCUCAGCUGUCGACAAUCAUAGUCCCGGUGCUUUGCAGCGUUUUGGCGAUGGUAUUCGUUAUUUUCGGGGUGGCCUACUACUUCCAGAACAGAAGUCAGUUUCUCGUAGAAACUGCGGACUUUGAUUUCCAGUCAGAUGGUACGAACGACGACGAAGUAGUACCCAGUACCUUCUGGGAGCGAGUUUGUGGUGAAUUCAAGGCAUUGUAUCUCAGCCCACCGGAUGAAGAUAUGAUACGGCCGUCCACCUUUGGGCGCCGCGGCCGGAACCCGGUGAGUGACUACGGAAGUUUGGCAACCUGAGAAAUUGAGUGAUCCGAAACUGAGCCAGUGGAUCGGUGAAGAAAGUGUUGACACCGUCUAAGAUUCCCCUUUGAAUCCUGAUAACCGACGAUGUGAUCCGAGUUUUCCGGCGCACAUGCAACAGAAGAAUGAAACCUGGUGUUCAAGUGCAGCGUCGUAGAGCACGAUUGGAUUGAAAUAUUCGAUCGAAGUUCUACCGUUUGACAUUUUUAUCUAUGAUCGUGCUUCUGAAGUAUUGAGUUGAGGCUGAUUUCAUAGAAAUUUAGUUUUGAUGUUGGUCGAACCUCAUGU